Molecule: messenger RNA, 1653 nt
Organism: Iphiclides podalirius (scarce swallowtail)
Lineage: Eukaryota; Metazoa; Arthropoda; Insecta; Lepidoptera; Papilionidae
Source: the annotation of a GenBank genome assembly
AUGCAAUUGUUCCAUGAGCUGAAACAAAAAUUCCCUGGUGUCCCUGACCAUGUUGUGUCCAACACUAUUGAGCUGUACUGCCAUGAUAAACAAGCCUGUGAGACUCAUCUUCACAGCGAAGUCAAGGCCUCCCUAACGCACGCUUAUCAUGCCUCUUCGUCGGCCGCCGCCCGACAGCUCAAUGAGCUCAAAGUAAAUGCACCCAUAAAGUGUCGUAAUCAGCCCAUCACAAAGCAUGAGGUAGUGAAAUCAUCGGUGGUAAAGUCUGUAACUUGCCAAGGUCCACAAAAAGCUAUUGUGAGCUCUAAUAUUACAGCUGCAGAGAAUGAGAACAAAAAAGUGAGUACUGAUGCUAAUCAAAAUGUGGUUGAUGUUAAUAAUGAAAAGGAAUCUGAUAAAACUGCUUCACCAAUAACAAUUAUAAAUAUUGAUAAUUGUUAUGCUAAAUAUAGUGCCGAGUCGCCUAGUGAUCCAGAGCUAAGUAAUGAUAAAAAAGAAAUAAAUAGGGAUUAUGAAAAGGAGGAUGCUAAUAAUAGAAAGGCUAGUAAUGGCUCUGAUAUAAAUCAACCUGAAAGCACAAAUUACAGAAUAUUGAAAAGUAACAAGAUAAAAUGCAACUUAAAUGAAAGAUUGGAGAAGGGAAAAGAGAAGAAGACCAUUAAAAAAGAAACUCAAAUUUCAAAAUCAAUAGAAGAUAAACCAAAACGACCGAAUACACUUGACUUUGUUAAACCGAAUUCAGAUUUUGCAUUUAAAGAGACAUUAGAAGAGGCAGAUCCAGAUCCUUGUAGGUCAGUUUCACCGGCCACCUCAACGCAAAAGGGCACUCAGCAAUCUAAAGAGAAGCCUGGAACAUACAGGAGGGAAUGCGGUUACCCAUUAAAUUUAUCUGUAAAUGUGAAUUGCCAUAUGGACUUAAGCCAUUCUUAUGUUGAUCCAUGGAUGGAGAAUUAUGAUAGCCCAAGAGCUAUUACGUCAGUAAAUUUGACUGUUUGUACGCCAACUUCGAACAUGGCCAGUCCAGUUAGGGAAAUGAGGGAGGAUGAUGGUGGCUUUGAGGGGCAUGUGACAGUAACCGUUAGCCCAAGCACAGCUCGACCGCCACGGCGAAGAGCACCACCGCCACCUCCAACCCCCCAACCACCACCGACAAAGCUGGAAUCACCCAGACCUUCAAGAGUAGCGCCUGAGCCACCUAGUGGAUCUAACCACAUUAAUGUUGAUCAUUCACUUAUAGAACGGCAAAAAGAGCGGCUCUCUAGGCUUGCAACAGCUUUAGCCCAAGAAAAGAGCAGAGUUGCCCAACUUAACCGGGAAACUCAGAUAUUAGCUGCUCCGCCACCAUCGCCCACUACAACUCAACGGCUCAAGAAAUAUGUUGAGCGAUUACGAGAUGAGUGUAACACUCUGUCUAAAAGACUUGAAAUGGCCAAUAAUGAGCCAGAUGAUUCAGACAGCUUCUACAGGAACAUUUAUACAGGACAGCGGCCUAGUGCAAUGUGGCAGUGCCAUAUGUGCACUUUUCGUAAUCACGAGCUGCUGACCAAAUGUGAGGAGUGCGAGAUGCCCCGCAUACUUGUAGUUCGGGCACCCGAUGGAAUAACCGUUCGCCUGAUGCCAGGUCGGCGCAAAAUUGUGCGGUCGUGGGUAUUA